Molecule: messenger RNA, 2374 nt
Organism: Chara braunii
Lineage: Eukaryota; Viridiplantae; Streptophyta; Charophyceae; Charales; Characeae
Source: the annotation of a GenBank genome assembly
AACGGUUUUCACCUUUGCAGAGGCAGAUGCAGAUCCCGGGGUUUGAUCCCCAGACCUUACCUCACCCAUUUGACACCUAUGGACAGUUCGUGGAUGAGAAUGAGGAGCUCCUCAAAAUGCUUCCCCCAUCGCCGGUGGCCGUGAACUAUUAUGAAGGAGGGGAUUUAUACAUGUUUGAUGAAUUCCAAACCAGUAGACUUCCGAACUCACGGCGUCCUAAAGUGAACAGCCUCUACGAUGUCUUCUGCAAUAUUCGGCCGCACGUGCUGGGAACUGGGCCCAGCGUCCCAUUUGAAACAUAUUUGAGGCCAUAUACAGAAGAACUUGAGAGAUGCCGUGGCCAUCACAGCCACUCUAACAACCAUCUUAAGGGCAAAGUCAUAGUACUGGGACAUUCCUGGAUGAAUCUUAACCAUAGUUACUCCCAGAUGCAGCUGAAAACGUACAAGCGUGAGUAUGCCCUUAGAUUGCAGUGACUGGAAGUGCUAUUGAGAAACUAAUCAGAUAGCGUUCCCGCAGCACUUUAUAGGUCACUUUGAAUCUAAUUACUAACUGGUGUGUGCGAAUGCUAGCUGCUUCCCCCCAUGCUCCUGCAAAUGAGUCAUACCGACUCAUACGUAACCUGGAGUGUGGGUCUUGUGUAAAAAAAUAAAAAUAAAAAUAAAAUUGGAGUUUUUUUCCUGUAGAUGAGUCGUCCGAUUCCGAGUUACAGCCUUUAUAGCAUCAUCAGGUGAUUAUUGUAUAAUAUGUAUAUUGAUUAAUUAGGGAAAAAAAGGGUCAUCAGGUAAUUGACAAUUGUAUACUAGUGACCGCGAUUAAUCUAUAGAGAUUCUGGAGUGAACCGGAUUCGUUAAGCUGACCUCCUUUGGUUCACUCUUUAUGCUGUGAUAGAAGAGUCUUUAGAACAGAGAGAUGUUAUUAUGUUACUUAAGACCAGUACAUCUGUGCCCUUCUGUACAACGAGGACGCCCACUGCGCGCUAAAUUUUGCCGAAAUGUCGGCGCAGCGUUCUUGUUUUAGUCUUGGCUGGCGCCACCAGCCAUUUUGGUCCCGUUGCCACGAGCCUCCAAUUUUUUCAGAGUGACUCAGUCGUGAUUCUCAAGUUGGCUGGGGCCAUCUACUGGUGGUGGUUUAAAACACCCUACCAGUUCGCACGAGCCUAACUUGAUGAAGCUACUUUCCAAGGCCCAUGAGCCUCCAACGGGGAACUUUGAUAGUGCUCUUCUGCCUUCACUACCGGCCCAGGCCCUACUCGAAAGUCUCUUACCAUGUAUACUGGUAAGAGCUCAAAAAAAAAAAAAAAAAAAAAAAAAAAAAGAGCUCAACUUAGGAUCGCUGGGUGAAGUGGUGGUUUAGUUUGCAUAUGGUGCUCGAACGCUGAGUUAAGAGUUGACGCUGUUGUCACGGAAGAAGCAAAUAGAGUAGCCUACUUAUAUUGGUCAGCGCCAGCAGGUAGAGAAUAUUUGCAGCUGAUUUGGAGCGGGUCCACCUCCGUCAAAUGGUGUGCUCAACUGUGGUCAGCGGUCGCAAAGCAUGUGUCAUUGACAUGGAAUAGCUGUUCAGAAUAUGCUCGCUUCAUGCGUAACAGAUGCCUUCAGACUUGCUCCAAGAUGUUUGACGCUAACGUGCUUUUCCAGGAAUGACACCAAACAACAUCACUUCAGAGUCUUCAGACUCUUCUGAAGCUGUGAUGUAGAACCUUGUGUCGAAAUGGGAUUAUGCGCAUGCAUGCAUGCAUGUGUGUGUGUGUGUGUGUGUGUGUGUGUGUGUGUGUGUGUGUGUGUGUGUGUGUAUGUUKUCAUGUUCGCUAUGCACAACUUCACAGAAGAAAGGGCAUGAGUGUGCCACACUGUUUUGUUGGACUUUCACGAACUCGUCAGGAGGUUGUGGGUGUGUGUGUCUUCCGAGGGGGGAGGGGGAGGGGGAGGGGGGAGGGGAUUGAGGGGUUGUCUCUGCCCCAGUUGCAUGUGGCAGAACAAGUCAAGAUAGAUUUUUCUUUUUGGCUUUUUGUGGUCUGGUUUCCUUUUCCUUCUUUGGCGAACACGCCACUUCAUCCUAACCAUCCACAGCCGAAAAUUAUUGUGGACAUCUAGCAGUUUGCGAAUGUAGGCUUCGGACCACCUUCCUCGCAUAGCACAAGCCACUGCCUUGGCAGCAUGACAGGGAGCUUGUUGGUCCAGGGCCCUAAGCAUGUGUCAUCUUAGACCCCAAGCCACUUCCCGAAGAUGUUUCUCUUUCAGCUGCUCUCAAGGUGAUCACGUAAACACUAAUCCCUAAAGUAAAGACUAGUAAGGAAAAAAUGUACAUAGCUUGUAUGGCAACCAUGGUUAACCAGCUUUGUAUCUAUAAAAAAAAAUAAAUGGUGUUUAAUACU